This is a messenger RNA of Drosophila biarmipes, 2391 nucleotides long. Its product is annotated as serine protease Hayan. The coding region runs from base 385 to 2352 and encodes 655 amino acids. The record is from RefSeq and is a predicted model, not a curated record. Gene Ontology annotation, biological process: proteolysis. The transcript has 8 exons. NCBI's taxonomy places the organism in Eukaryota, Metazoa, Arthropoda, Insecta, Diptera, Drosophilidae. Gene Ontology annotation, molecular function: serine-type endopeptidase activity.
UGCCUGGGCGAAGCGUUGCUGAGCGGUCACAGCCACGAAAUAGCCAGCCCGUUCCGCCGGUCCCGCGAUCCGUUCGGUUUUGCCCAGCGAUAGCCACCGGUUUUCAGCUUUAUUGGCCCUGCUGGUGUGCUUUUGCUGUGUUUUUCGUGAUUCGCUUGGUUUUAUUUACUUUUUAUUUUUGUGCUGCUUUAUUUUCUGUGCUGUUGUUCUGUGCUGUAUUGUGCCGCGCCGAGCCUGAUUGCCGAUUCUCAGUGCUCGACGCACUCAAUAAACAUCGUCCGCACGUAUACGUAGUCCCUUAUCAGAGACCGAAAAAGGUCGUGUCAAAGGUGCGUCCGAUAAGGAGGACAGCGGAAAGUGGACAGUGGUCACUGCUGACUGAAGAUGACCUCGGCGAGAGGGAACUUCCUUCUGGGCCUCCUGGUACUGGCAACCUCCGCCCAGCUUACAGUCGGGGAUGAGGGCGAUCCGUGCACGGUCAAGUCGGACAUUCCGGGAAUCUGCCGCGCCUCCUCGGCCUGCAACAACAUCGAAGGAUACCUCAGGUCGGGGGCGCUGUCCACCAACCAGGUGCCGAGCUGUGGCUUCGGGGCGCGCGAGGAGAUCAUCUGCUGCCCCACCGUCGCCUGCUGUCCCACUGACCGAGCUCCCGAGGUCCAAGUCCCUGCCACGAGCUCCGAGCGCAGCAGGCUACCGGAUCCAGAUCUAGAGCCGGAGCCGGAGCCGAAGCCGAGGCCACUGCCUCCCACGACCACCGAACGGGCGAAGGUUAGGGAAUCUCGACUGGACGACAACCAAAACUUUUUCGACUUCAAUAAGCUCCUUAGCACCACGGUCAAGCCACAGAAAACCCACGAGUCCCUAAAGAUGCCCACCCACCAGUCCAUGAAUAAGCCAACACACCAAUCCAUGAGUAUGCCAAGCCACCAAUCCAUGAAUAUGCCGAGCCACCAAUCCAUGAAUAUGCCGAGCCACCAAUCCAUGAAUAUGCCCAUCCACGGGUCCAUGCCCACCCAAGAGCCCAUUCAGAACGUGGGCGCUUGGGGCAUCGCUCCUCCGAAAACUACACCCACAGCAAACACGCAGAGACCCUGGAUGGAGCCGCAGUGGGGCUGGGAAAACCGUGAGCCGCGGAUUGUAAACCGCCCAUUGACCACGCCCCGCUCGAGACCGCAAAAGCCGCAGAAUCCUGAUCCCGGCUCUAGUAACAGCAAUCUCAUCCACUUGGUCAACGAUCGACUGCGGCUGCAGGGAAUGGAGAUCGAGCCGGCUCGGGAAGUCCCCAUGGAGCCCCAAGCGCCGCCUGCGCCCUCGCCUACGCCCACUCCCAUGCCCUCGACAGUGAUGGAUCCUUUCGAGCCCUACCGGUUUCGGGGCCAGGACAGGGUCGUGGAUCCCCAACCGGAGCCUUGGCAGGAGCCCAGCAACGACCUGGACGAGGCACCGAGUCCCAGCACCUUUACUUCAGCCGAGUUGCGUUCGACGACGCCCAGCACCAGUCCCUCACGCGUCAAUGUCCCGGAUAAUGAGCGACCAGCGGCGUUAGCCUGCGCGAGGAUCCGGUCCGGCGACAGGCCCCUAACGGUGCACAUCCUGGGCGGCACACCCGUGGACCUGGGGGUCUAUCCUCACAUGGCGGCCAUCGCGUACAACACCUUCGGAACCGUGGAGUUCCGCUGUGGAGGAUCGCUCAUCGCCAGCCGCUUCGUCCUCACGGCCGCCCACUGCGUCAACAGCGACAGCACUACACCAGCCUUCGUCCGCUUGGGUACGGUGGCCAUCGAGAACCCCACGGCGGGCUUCCAGGACAUCAGAGUGGUUGCCACCCAGAUUCACCCGAACUACACCAGCAGUAGCAAGUACAACGACAUCGCCAUCCUGGAACUGGCCGAGGAUGCCAGGGAGUCCGACACCAUUCGUCCUGCCUGUCUCUACAUAGAUCGCGCCAGUCCACCCAUUGACUCGAAAGUUUUUGUCGCCGGCUGGGGCGUCAUGAAUGUGACUAAUCGCGCCAGGUCGAAGAUCCUGCUGCGGGCUGGCCUGGACCUGGUGCCGGUGGACAAGUGCAACGCAUCCUUCGCCGAGCAGCCGAGCACCAUCCGGGCCUUGAAGCAGGGCGUGAUCGAUUCGCUGCUGUGCGCGGCGGACAGGAACCAGGUGAAGGACGCCUGCCAGGGCGACUCCGGGGGACCGCUCAUACUGGAGACGGACCCGGUGGACAACUUGUACUCGAUCCUGGGCGUGAUCUCCUCGGGCUUCGGCUGCGCCACCAAGACCCCGGGCCUCUACACACGAGUCAGCUCCUUCCUGGACUACAUCGAGGGCAUUGUGUGGCCGGCGAACCGGGUGUGAGGAGUCUCUUGAUCUGCAAUAAACUUAGUUUGAACGGAA